Fusarium pseudograminearum CS3096 is the source of this 1434-nucleotide messenger RNA. RefSeq lists its product as uncharacterized. Lineage: Eukaryota; Fungi; Ascomycota; Sordariomycetes; Hypocreales; Nectriaceae. The record is from RefSeq and is a predicted model, not a curated record. The transcript is spliced from 5 exons. The coding region runs from base 1 to 1434 and encodes 477 amino acids.
AUGUCCUCAAUCGUAACUUUGAUUAUCCGACAUUUACCUCUAUCAACCGGUUCAAUGGCAAACGCAAUCGAUGCCGAGAAGGGGGAGACAACUCCUCGCGUCCCCAAGCAGAGCAAGAGUAAAGCCAAGAAGUCUUGCCCGCUGAAGAAGAUCUUCGUCGGCAUUUUUCUUCUCAUCUGUCUUUUCGUCGCCAUGUUCGGCAUGGGUGUUCUUGGUGCCCACUUUGCCGCUCAUAAUGAUUCUUCCAAUGAAGCCUUGGAUGAAGCCUCUCAAGAGCCUAUCCUCGCCAUUCAAGCCGCUAGCGCCCAACAUGAACAUUUCAUGGCCCGCCGUGACCAAACUGCUGAUGCUUCGUAUCCAAUCUCGACCAAGACUGCACUGUCUACCAUCUAUGAGGUCAGACAUACUCCCACUCUUGAGAUCGAGACUGUGUUCGAGACUGUCACUGGCACGACGUACGUUACUGUACCUGAUGAGGUCCCUGUUUCCGUCUCAACCACCACCUUUGAAGAAACUACCGAGUACUGCGAGGAUCAUGUUGUUACCAUGACAGCGACUGUGACCUUCAUUGUCACCCCCGACGAAAGUCCUGCAGCCACCUCCGCUGCUCUCCCUGGGACCCCUGUCGUUGUCACCGAAGAGCCCCAAACGGUUACAGAGACCAAAAUCGACACCUCGGUCACUAGUGGCCUUCCUGAUGCCAUUAUCACCGGUAACCCGGAGACUGUUACAGAGACCGACGUCGACACAUCAGUCACUAGUGGUCUUCCAGACGCUGUUGUCACUGGCAACCCUGAAACUGUCACAAAAUCCGAAAUCGACACCUCAGCCACUAGCAAUCUUCCGGAUGUUACUGUCACUGGCAACCCAGAGACCGUUACUGCCACCAAGGUUGACACAUCAAUCACUAGCGGUCUUCCAGAUGCUGUUGUCACUGGAAACCCAGAGACUGUCACAAGGUCUGAAACCGACACCUCGGUCACCGAUAGCGUCUUCACGACCAUCACCGUCUCGAAUCUCACCCCCACUGUGGUCCCCCCUGAGCUGCCCCCCAAAAGCACUGUCACAUCAUGUACCACUUUCGUUCUGACACUUCCUUACUCGAAACCUACAAACAUCGUUGGUGUUCCUCCUGAAAGCACAGUCACCGCAACGAUCUACGAAACCGAGGGUGAUGCUUCCACCUCUACCACGACAGUUUUCGUCCCCCCGUCUCCUUACCCUCCUCAACCUCCCUACCCAACCGCUAAUGACACUACGUUGCCUGAUAGCACCGGCAACAACCCCAUUGUGCCUCACAUGCCCACUCCCACUCCCGUCAUUAUCUCUGGCGGCACCAAGAAGCCUGAGCCUCGAGGUUGGGGAGGCACCAGCGGAACCACUAACCUCAGCUGCACUGUCAUGCUUGUUGCUGUCAUCAUGUUUCUCCUUUAA